Cottoperca gobio is the source of this 12893-nucleotide messenger RNA. RefSeq names its product polycystic kidney disease 1b (gene pkd1b). The transcript has 41 exons. Lineage: Eukaryota; Metazoa; Chordata; Actinopteri; Perciformes; Bovichtidae. The coding region runs from base 1 to 12060 and encodes 4019 amino acids. The record is from RefSeq and is a predicted model, not a curated record. Gene Ontology annotation, cellular component: plasma membrane. Gene Ontology annotation, molecular function: monoatomic cation channel activity; protein binding. Gene Ontology annotation, biological process: calcium ion transport.
AUGACAGGUACACUAGUGCUUCAGAAGCAGGCGCUGUGGAUUCUUUGUGGGGUUUUGCUCACUGCAGCUGGAGAGGACACUCACUGUCCACAAGGUGGUCAGAUCCACCUGACCAGCCGGCGAUGCUAUUGGCUCUCAGAGAGGCCGUCUUCAUGGCCGGAGGCCCAGCUUUCCUGCAGAGAGACUCGGGGAGGAGGUCUGGCCUCUGCGGACAGCCUGGAGCUGCAGAACUUCAUCCAUCACUCCUUUCCAGUGAAAACCACUGUGUGGGUCUGGCUGAAGGGAUCGGGGGGAGAGGGGUCUGACCAGGGUGUGGAGCCAGUGAGUCCUUUAGAGAGUCCGGGGGGGUGUCCUCAGACGGCCUUGGGGACACAGGGGCGGUGGAGAAAGGCUCAAUGUGCUGGACGAUACCUCUUCCUCUGUGAAAAGGAAGAAACUGAGUCCUUCUCGUCCGUGGACAGAUACCUGACUGGGUUGGAUCUCAUGAGCGGCGUCUACGCUCAGACCCAGAUACAGCCCCUUCUCAACGUCCCAGACAUCGGACAGCUCACAGUGGAGAUGCAGCUGUUCCCAGGGAUGUGGUUCAGUCAUGCGGGUCAGUUGGUAUCAGUGGAGCUGGUGGUCCGGCCCAGCUCAGUGUCCUCUCUGGCCCGUGUCCAGAUCCUCCGACCCUACUGCAACCCCAACCACCACCUGGUACCUCCAGGUUGCAGCUCUCUCCUUAAUCCAUUCAGCUGUUGCUCAGCAGUACCGCUGUGUAACACCACAGGGGGCUGCAGCAUGGGCCAGUACUGGUGCCACCUGCUGGAGGCCUGUGUGCCCACCACCAGUCCCUGCAGCCCCUACGACUCUGCAGCAGGGGCCCGUGGCUUUGCUUUACCUCCCAGAUACGCUGCAAUACCCCCCUUCUACCACCUGGUGGCCGACCUGUCUUUAAGAAUAAACCCGAGCUCUGACCUGAAAACUUUAAGUCUGCUUCUUCUAGAUCGAGCGAUCAUGGUGUACCCUGAUGACAUUGUGGCUAUACAACACACUCGCGACUCUGGAACAUUCCUACAUUGCCUGAACAGUGAAACCUCUCUAAACUCCCCCUGGUGCCAGAGUUACAUGUCCCUUAGGAGAACAGAGUGGGGAGGCUGGUGGGAGGGAGGCCUCACUUCCCUGCCCCAAGGAGGCCAGUGGGUGGACGGGGUGGUGUGUGAUCUGAGGAUGCUGUACAUGGACAAUCUUCACAAAGGUACCGAGCAUGAUGAUAACUUCGGCUUCACCCACAGAGAGACAACCACAGCCCCAGAUAUUUGGGCCCUGACGACCGGUCCUACUCCGAGUCUGAGAUCUACAUUUGAGCUUAACGUCAUACACCCUGUGCCAGAUGAAAAGAACCAGAUUCAUAUCCAAAUCAACGUCCCAACACUUAUCGUUGUAAAGGUCCUGUCUGGAGAGAAAGCCAGGAGCUCAUGGUCAGCCCCAGUUCUCCAGAAUGGGGUCCCCUUCCGUUCAUCUUGCCCCGAAGAGGUGGCUCAGUCUUGGGCUGGCUGUAAGAGACAGUCCUACGAUACCUGGUUCUCCUCUGUGACCUUGGUGUCGCCCUCAGUCGGGGUUCAAACACUGAACAUCAGUGUGAUGGAUGCAGUAAGCUCUCAGAGUGUGAGUGUGAGUGUGUGUGGCUAUGAGGCAGUCACAAGGCUCAGUGUUGAGCCACAUGGAUGCCGGAGGAUGCUCAUAGACACUCCACAGUCAUUUACAGCCAAAGUGGAGAGUGGUUCCUCAGUGAUAUUCACAUGGGUGAUUGACAACCUGGAGCAGUUUGCCCAUGAAGGAGAAUCUUACAGUGUAGUGUUCAAGAAACCUGCUGAGUAUAAGCUCAGGAGCCAGCUAAUCCUCCUGACUGCUGAUGAAAUGACCCCACUGGCUGAGCCAGAGUUUGUGUCAGUCCGGGAGGUCGUAUCUGUGGAUGCUACACACCUCUACACUCUCAGGGUCAAAGUGGACAUCUCCCUACCAGUCAACUUCAGAUGGGAUUUCGGGGAUGGCAGUAGCGAGGUGGUCCACACACAGUCUUCUCUAUGUCAGAACAUGGAAGGGCUCUUGGAGAGAGGAGAGAAACAACUUUAUGUCCAGGACUCGGUGAACUAUACUUAUCCAAACCCAGAUGACUACACACUCCAUGUCCAAGUCUCCAACCAAUAUGACAGCACUGACGCCUCCAUAAAGAUAAGUGUCCGCCCUCAAUUGCAUCACCUCCUCAUUUCCUCUUCCCUUGCCGUGCCCCUCGUCAAACAGACUCUCCUUCUGGAAGCUUCUGCAGAGCCCUCCACCAACGCUCUCGUCUACACAUGGGACUUUGGCGACGGCUCUGAAGCUGUCCAAGGCAUCCAGCGUAAAGUCAACCACACGUUUGCAUCUGUAGGGGUUUAUAACGUCUCAGUGUGUGCCAACAACACCCUUGCGGUCCUGACCACUUGGCUCAUGGUGGAAGUUAUGGAGAAAAUCUCUGGAUUAAUGGUCAGCUACAACGGACCCAGUGAACUAAACUCUGCUACAGAUUUCAGAGCUGCGGUGGCCACUGGUACAAGUCUCAUGUGGGUUUUUGACUUUGGUGAUGGGUCCCUGCAGGGAAACCUAACAGAUGGUUUCAUCUCCCACGUCUAUAAAUUGCCGGGAAACUAUACAGUAGAUGUUACUGUCUCAAAUUCUGUCAGCCAAGCUCAUCAGUCUAUCAAUGUAGAGGUCUAUAGGUUGGCUGUUAGUGGAGUUCUUCCUACAGACUGCAUCAUGAGUGGAAGAGACAUUCAGUUUACCGCUCUGCUGAAUGGGAACACAUCCAUUCUGACUUUCCAUUGGCUGUUUGGAGAUGGAUCAUCUCUAACUGUAGUAAAGGGACAGUCUACAUCCAUGCACACAUUCCAAAGCCAAGGGAUUUAUCAUAUUAGUUUAACUGUGUUUAGUUCUGUUACAACCGUAUCGUUUAAUACGAGUAUCUGUGUCAUAGCGCAAAUAACCAACAUGACAGUUCAGUCAUCACAGGAAGUCGUGGCAGUUGGGGAAGAGAUAUGCUUCAGUGUGUUGGUUUCCCCUGUACAGAUGAGAGGUUACCACUUUAAGUGGUUUAACAGCACCUCUAGUCUCAUUGCUGUGACAGAAAAUCCUCAAAAGUGUUAUAUCUUUAACGAUGAAGGUGUUGCAGAGGUGUCAGUAACAGCAAGUAACAAUGUCAGCAACAAAACAGCCAGAGCGAGUAUCACCAUUCAACACCCUGUAAGUACGCUGUCUGUGGCGCAUGAUACUCAAAGUGGCACACUGACAGUCAAUACAUUAGCCUCAUUCUGGGUUGCCACUUGCACUGGCAGCAAUGUGUCAGUGCUGUGGGACUUUGGAGAUGGAUCUUCGGUGGAGCAGAACAAAAAUGUGUCACAUGUCUUUACCUCGACGGGUCAGUUCACAGUCACCGCCACAGCAUUUAAUGCUGUUAGCCGUGAUUCUGUGACCCUUAAAGUAAAUGUUUUACUUGCUAUUUCAGACCUUUCACUUCACACCAACCAGCCAUAUGCUGUAGUGGGAGAAGAAACUCUCAUCUCAGCAAUUAGCAGUGCUAUCAGUAGCACCAACUACUACUGGUCUGUGGAUGGUAUCACCUCAAACAAACAGGGAACGUAUCAGUUUAGAUUUUCUUUCCUGGAACCAGGAGUUUAUCAAGUGAGGGUUAUAGCACAGAACUUGGUGAGUAGAAAGGAGGCAGCUAUUUUAAUAGAGGUCUUUGAAAGAAUAGAGGGUCUUCGGAUUGAAUGUCAGAGCCUGACAAACGUGAAAUACGUACCAACCCAAGAGGAACUGCUGUUUAUUGGGUCAAUCACCAAGGGCUCCAAUGUCACUUAUCACUGGCUAGCUACACAUAGCAGAAUAAACCGACAAGUUACUGGUGAUGGAAAGCUUUUUCAUAUGUCAGCGGAAACUACCGGUGGGAUUUCAGUUCAGCUAAGAGCUUCUAACAAGUUGGGUAAGACCACCAGCAUUGUGUCUUUAGUUGCAGUACAGCUUGUAACAGGUGCACACAUUACAACACAAUCAAACAUUGUGGCAUUAGGGAAAUCUGUGAAUGUCUCUGUAUCGGUGGUUACUGGGUCAGACUUGGAGUACCUUUGGUUUGUAAAAUCUGAUCUUUCACCUCUGCAGACACAUUCACCUUUUCUUCUCCACACUUUUACAAGUGUUGGUCAUUGUCUUGUUAGAGUUUCAGUUCAGAAUGUCCUCAGCCACUGCGAAGUCACAAAAGAGUUUAAUGUUCAGGAGGAGGUCUUAGAGGCGGACUUUGACAUUGAAGGAAAGAGGCCUCCAUUUUAUACCAACACAAGUGCUGCCGUUCAACUCCAUGGGCUUAUUCGGAAGGGUAGUGAUCUGGACUGGAACUGGGAAGUUAGAGAUGUUAUGCUUUUUAAUGCUUCUAAUCAGACCGUUAUUUACACUUUUCCAUGUGCAGGCACCUAUCAGGUGUCUUUGAAUGUCUCCAAUGGGAUAAAUUGGCAGAUGGUUUCACACACUGUUACAGUCGAGGAUGCAAUCGAAGGUCUAAUGCUGAACAUUUCCGAGUCUUCUUUCUGCACAGAGGAACAAGUUACUUUUAUUCCAACACUCUACAAAGGAAGCAACGUAAGCUUUGCUAUAACAUUUAGAAACAAAGACUGGAUUCAUAGUCAGGGUGUUCUUGAAGGGCGGUUCACCACAGCAAGCCUUCCUGCAGGGACGCAUCUAGUUACAGUGAAAGCUUGGAACCAGGUCAGCAGUGCUGAGGUGUCUUCCAGCAUCCUGGUCACUGAGCAUAUUCAAGGUUUGCGACUUGUGAACUGUUGUUCUGAAGCUCUAGAGGCUCUCAAAGGAAUCCAGUUCAGGGCAGAAGUUCAAACUGGACUUCCAGUCAACAUCACCUGGAUAUUUCACUUGGUGGAGUCUGAGGCCACCUGGCUCAUGGGAAAAGAAGUGAUCUUUACUCCACCAAAAAGUGGUUCACUGUCUGUUAGUGUACUCGCCACUAAUGGAAUAUGCUCCAAGACGAUAAAUGACUCUGCCACAGUUCAGUGGCCUGUUAAGAAGGUCAAGCUUGUCUGUCAUUCAGAAAGAAUAUUUGUUGGACAUGCUGUCAGGUUUUCUGCAAAAGUGAAUGGAGGGAGCAAUCCCAGAUACCUCUGGGACUUUGGAAACUCCACUGAAGGAUUGGUGACAGACUUAAGCACAGUCAGUCAUACGUAUUACAUUCCUGGGAAAUACAGUGUUAUGGUCAAAGUUCUCAACAGUGUCAGCGGUGUGUCCACACAGAUACACAUCGAGGUGGAGGAGCCCAAGUGUUCCAGCCCUCAAGCUUCUCUCGUCCAGAGCAAUUCUACCAUCUUCAGGUCUAGAACAAGUUUCUUUGAAGCCAGUGUGGAGAUUAACUGCUCUGCUUACAAAGCCACGUACCUAUGGGAUAUACUCAAACAGUCAGAUUGUACCAAUUUAGAAUUAUCUGGGAAUAAAGUGAUUCUUAAAAGUCAGGUGGAUGCAACUUUACCUUUUCUCUUACUCCCGAAGCAUACUCUCGACAUGGGACAGUAUUGCCUGGUAUUCACCGUUUCUCUCCAGGGAACUCCUCUACUUGUCCAACGAAAGACCAGCAUUACCGUGGUCCACUCAAAGCUGGUAGCUGCCAUCAAGGGAGGAUCACACAGACUGUGGCCCAGCCUCAGUGACCUUGUCCUGGACGGAUCAGAGUCUGAAGACCCGGACAUAGAGCCAGCCGUGAAUGAUACACUGCAGUACAACUGGACCUUCAUGACAUUGGUGACUGUGUCUGAAGGUCCUGUGCUUCCUGUGAUUGUGGACUGUGUGUCCUGCUCUGUGCUGUCCUCCUCUCACCACAUUAGUUACACCACCCCCGUCAUCCUCUCGGGACAAUGUGGACAGUGUGACGACCAGACUCAGUACAAAUGGAGUGCUGAGGACCAGACUGGCAUGACCUUUGACCUUAACGAGAUCUCCACAUCUACAGGGAGACAUUCUCCUAACUUGGUGGUGCGUUCAGGUGUCCUGCAGCCAGGCCAGAGUUAUACUUUAGCUCUCAAUGUAUCCCAACCUGGCAGAGGGCGUUGGGGUAGCGCCAGCCUGACGAUACUACCUAACAAUCCCCCACACGGAGGCCUGUGUGAUCUCAGUCCAGAGUCAGAUAUACGUCUGCUGGAGACAGUGGUCACCUACAACUGCUCAGGGUGGCAAGAUGAUGAAAGCAGGGCCUCUCAGCUGAUCUAUACCUUCCAGGUAGCACCCUGCCAGCCCAUCGGCAUGGUGUGCCCCCUGCUCACUCUGUACAGAGGUACUCGCUCAACAUAUGGCAGUCUGGUUCCAAUGGGAAGUCCUGGGCUAGAAAAAAGCUUGUCAGUUAUCACAGUUACAUUGCUGGUAGAAGACCAUCUGGGGUCAAAGGUCAUGGCUCUGAACAGAAUGUUGACGGUUGAAACUCCUCCAAAGGACGCAGCUGCUAGUCAGUGGCUCAGAAACAAGAGCCAGACAGAGUUGUGGGCUUUAGUCCAACAUGGCAACCCUCAAGAGAUCAUCCCUUAUUCCAUCGCCCUCAGCAGCCAGCUGAAUCAGAUGGACUCUGGACAGACUGACAUCCCGCUCAUGGACAGAAGGGAGAUCCGUGAAAACGUGACCCAGGCCCUGGCCUCUCUCGCCGUGUCCUCCCUGCUGAGUGUUGAUCAGAUCAGCUCAGCGUUGUCCCUCUCUACCGCUGUUCCGAGUGAACUGAUAAGUGAGAAGUGCCAGGAGAAGGUUCUGGAAGCUGUGGGGAAGAUGAUCCAUGUCAUGGAUGAGCAGAUGAGUUCUGGUGUUUUGUCAGCUGUGGAAGCAGGAAGGAACAUCCUGAACAUCAUCGGCAGCACUCUGGCUGCUGUGUGUGAGUCUGUCGGUUCUGACCCGGCGCCCUCCGGCACUCUGCAGGCAGCGUCCACAAUCUCCCUGUCAGCGCUGCGUCACGCAGGGGCCCUAAUGCGCUCCCUGAUGCACUCACGCGUUCAUGGCGAGGCGCCUCUCUCGCUCUCCACCGAUUACAUCAACACAGUGGGUUUCCAUGGAGACCCCUCCCACCUGCUAUGCACUCCACUCCCCUCUCAGUCACCAGCAGCUGACCGAUGUCACUUUCACAUCCCCGCCUCCCUGACUGCUCACCUGAGGAGUCAGAAGUCGGAGGUGGUGCAGGUCCUGUUUGGUUUGGAUGCAGGGUCCAACCCUUUGCUGACCGCAGCCGACCCUCCCAUUUCCACCUCUCUGGUUGCCAUGGAGCUCAGCACGCCGCAGGGCCGGCCCAUACUCAUCGAGGAUCUGGACCCCGAACAGGCCAUACGGGUCACCCUGCCCAACAGGCACCCUGUGGAACGGGAUGAUGGGGGUGCAGGAGGGAGGGCAGCUGGGACAUGUCUUCCUGUGACGCUCCCCACUGAGGGGAGGCUGAACCUCACAGUCAAAGCCGUGGACGGACUGGAUGAAAACGCAGGUUUAUACAUCUCCUUCAACUUCAGCCUGGACCCAGGAGCUACUCCAGUGAGUCUGGGACAUGUCAAGAUAGAAGUGAGCGCUGCAGUGCCAGGGACUAAUGCAUCCCAUGAUUCCCUCGUGAGACGGUGGACUCUCAGUCUCUCUGCUGCGACCGCCUCCACAGAGGAAACCGUCUUUCUGUCUCCACUCUCUGUGUGCCAGUACUUCAGUGUGAAGGAGCGGCGUUGGAGCAGUGAGGGUCUGCAGCCACUGGAGGGCAGCACGCUCCACGCAGCGCGCUGCCUCACGCAGCACCUCACCAUGUUUGGGGCCAGUUUGUUUGUUCAUCCUGGGGCUGUUGUUCUGCUGCCACCGCCGGGCGGCCCCGUGCGCAACAUGGUGGUGGGGAUUGUGUGUGCUGUCCUGGUUCUAAUUCACCUGCUGGUGGGGCUCAUCGCCCAUAAACUGGAUCACUUGGACAGCUGGAGGCUGAGCCAGGUGCCUCUGUGUGGCCGGCCGGGGCUGUACCACUACAGAGCGCUGGUGAAGACCGGCUGCAGGCGAGGAGCAGGCACCACGGCACACGUUGGCAUCAGUCUGUACGGAGUAAACAAGAGCGGCUCUCGCCAUCUGCAGAGGGACGGAGCUUUUCAGCGCGGCAGCCUGGACCAGUUUCACCUGGAGACAGAUGACGACCUGGGAGAAGUUUGGAAGAUUAGAAUCUGGCAUGAUAACACCGGUCUGGACCCGUCCUGGUACGUGCAGCACGUGGUGGUUUGGGACCCUCAGACAGACCACAUGUUCUUCUUCCUGCUGCAGGACUGGCUCUCUGUGGAGAACCUGAAGGACGGCUCUGUGGAGAAGGAAGUUCUCGCCUCCUGUCCAGAGGAGCUUUCUCAGUUUCGCCGAGUCUUCACCUCCCAGCUGAUGUUUGGGAUGGUUGAGCACCACCUGUGGUUGUCACUAUGGGAACGCCCCGCCCACAGCCGUUUCACCAGGGGUCAGAGGGUGACGUGCAGCGCCCUCAUGCUGCACCUCUACCUGGCACUGGGGGCUCUGUGGUACGGGGGGGUCGGCACCAAGGGCCACAGUGGACCGGUGUCCGCCCGGCUGCUGGUUAACAUGGAGGCGGUUGCCGUGGGGAUGACUGUUGCAGUACUGGUGUUUCCUCUCCAGUGUUUCCUCUGUUUCCUGUUCAAAAAGACUCACAGCCAGGUAACUGUAGACAUGUCACUUCCUCCUUCUCCCGUUUGUCACUCUGUGGAGAUGGACGUCUACCUCGGCCAAUCGGAUCUCUCCGGCCCUUCCUUCCUAUCUCUGCCAGACUCCUCUGGCCCAGUGCGGGACAGUCCUUCAUCUUUACUGGACAGCAAGGCGUUUGACUCCAGUAUUCUGGACUUUUGGGCAGCGUCUGGUUUGGCGCCCCAAAAAGACGGAGCAUGUCAAGAGGAGGUCAUCGGGACAUGGCCAUCCUGCGACAGCCUCCUCAAUCUACCGGCAGGCCAGUGCUUCACCAAGACGAGCCCAGCCCCCGUCCCAUGCAAGGCUUCACCUGCUCCGGGCUCGAUGCGCCAGCUGAGGAGAAAAAAGGCCCUGAUGCAGCUGCGCCUGGCUUCACCUUCUGCUCCCCGUUGCAUAUAUUCCAUUUCAAAAGACUUUCCCAGUUCUCACCAAUCCCCUGCUGCACUAGAUACAAAGGUCUCCAUCAUCAAAACCAACCUAGUGCAAGUUCAUAACCACAAUCUGAGGACACUUCUGACUCUGUCUGAGGAGGAUCUGCUGAUGUCUAUAGCAGCAGCAGCAGACGACACAGAUGCAAUUAACAGCAACUCAGACAGCGGGUGGGACUCCCCGAGGACCAUCACCUCCCUCUCAACCACCCGCAGCACGUCCUGCAGCAGCUGGUCGGAUCAGAGUGAGGAGAAGUUUCUGUUCGGUGCAGAGAUCCACAAGCCAGGUCCACAGUGUCCCACCCUGCACGGUGCAGGACUCUACAAAUGUCCCUCCGUGCUCUCUGUAGACUCGGUGGCCAGCACCUUCCUGCCGAGCCCGUCUCCCGACUCCACGCGCUCCUCCUCCACCACACGCAUAGGCGUGGCUCGAGGUCAGCCCAGCUGGCUGCUCCCCCCCUGGGCACUGUGUGUGAUCUACCCCUUGGUGGCCGCGCUGCUCGGAGCGUGCCUGGCUGUGGUCGGACUCUACGGCAGCUUCUUGUCCAGAUCGGCGGUCCUCAUGUGUCUGGUAUCUGCUCUCUCUGCCUUCCUCGCCUCUGCUCUGCUGCUGGAACCUCUCAAGGUGUGUGUGCAGGCCUUUGUCUACACAGCCCUGUGGAGGCCUGUGGAUCCAGAGGUGGAGGACCAGCUGGCUCAGCAGAGCACCGUGGUGAGGGCAUUCGGAGAGCACGGUGGGAAGGUACGGCCACCAUGUGGCUACGGGCUGCUCCAGGCUAAAGAGGAGGCGCGCAAAGUCCGAGCUCUGCGAUCACUCAUGAGGCACUGCGUGUGCCAGCUGUUGUUUCUGUUGCUGGUGCUGAUGGUGAACUACCAGGACGGCGUAGAGCAGAGGCCGGGCAGGCUGCUGCACUCCGCUGUCAGACGGCAUCUGCACACUGCACCCCGGGGGGUCCCCAACCUCACCUCCCUCCGAGACUGGGCAGACGCAGAGCGGUGGCUCAACCAUACCUUGGUGCCACACCUGCACCAAAACCCGACUCUGCGCCUGGUCGGAUCAGCGCGGCUGCAGCACACACACACUCUCGGUCCUCUGGCGAGUGUCUUUCUGGGAAACAGCAGCGUAACGACACACCAGCUCAUAGCUGACUUGCACAUGGCAGACUGGAGCAAGAAUCACUUUAAAACUCUCGUUGUGGACUUCACACACUACCACAGAGAGUCUGGUCUGUUUGUGUGUGUGUCCAUCCAACUAGAGUGUGCUCAGACACAGAGAGUCGCCUCGUUUCUCUCCAUCCAUGCACUCCUCCUCCCUUCACCCGUCUCCGGACUGGACCUGCAGGUGGCUCUUACGGUGCUUCUUCUCAUCUCUGCUCUCCUCAUCUUGUUGGGGGAGCUGUGGUGUGUGGCUACUGAGCGUGCUCAGUAUCUGCGUAGAAACUGCUUCCAGAUUCUUCUGGCCUUGUUGUCCUUGGCAACGGCUAUCCUGCAGCUCUGCUUCCUGUCCCAGGCCAUUUGCUGUGUUUCCAAGAUUAUACUGAUGAUCAUUUUGGGGGUGACAGCUGCUGGGAACCUUGAGGUUUGUGCGGAGGUGGGUGGCGUUGGGCAGAGUGCUGCAGAGAGCCCGGAGCGAGCUGUGGGCUCUGACCGUCCUGCUGCUGUUGCUGCUGCUGCUCUGCACUCACCUCGGAAACACGUGGAAGGUUUCCUGUCAGUACAGCAGAGCAGUGUGUCGGUGCUGUCCAUGCUGCGUGGCCGGAUGGCUCUGCAAAGACUCUGCAGGGUCCACCCGGUCCUGGGCCCCCUCUAUGGGCUGCUGCUGGUGGGGGGAGGUGUUUGCCUCCUGGCCAGACUCUGUGGAGCUGUUCUCAUCCUUGCAUACAGGGCCGAGCAGGCUGAGCUGUACCGUCCAACCAUUGAACCCCAGGACUAUGAGAUGGUGGAGUUCUUCAUCAAGAGACUCAAACUGUGGAUGGGACUCUCCAAAGCUAAAGAGUUCAGGCACAGGGUAAAGUUUGAAGGUAUGGAGAUCCCUCCUUCCAGGUCCUCACAGGAGUCCUGUCUCUCCACCCUGUCUUCCACCCUCCCGUCUUCCCGCUCUCCUUCCCUGUCCUCCUCAUUUCCAUCCCCCCGUCCCCUGUCCUCCGCUCUCUCUAUGAGGUCUGAGGACUCGUCGGUGUCUGAGGCUGGGUUUGACGUCCAGCCCUACCUGGACCGCCUGCAGCCCUGCGUCAGUGCACUGCUGUGUCGUUUUGAUCAGGUCAAUCAGAUAACUGAGGAUGUUCACAACCUGGAAAUGGAAUUAGAAGAAGCUCAGAGAAGGAGGAGGGAUAAGUGGAUCAGUAACGAGGAUCAAGGUGCAGAAGAGUCGGCGAAGGCAAAGGAACUGACGGGAGAAGGAAAGGAAACCGUGAGAGAAGUGAGACACAGGAAGACCGGUCUUCUUCACCCCAAACCACGAGUCUCCCUCCCAUCCUCGUUCUCUUUCACUCCCUCCACACUUCGCUCCUCCGCUGCAUCGCUCUGCAGAAUUCCCCGUACACGUAGAUCCUACUCUGAGUCUCAAUCGGUACCAUUCCAGCCUCACGCAUCAAGCAACAACCGUACUUCUGAAGCAGCCAAGCUUGCAUCUGGAAUCUGUGCUUUGAGUCCUGAAGGUUCUCCUGGAUAUGGCAGGUUCCCCAGGAGAAGAGCUUGGCAUUCUGGGACCUCUCAUUCAGCUGAUGCAGCUCAGAGGGCUUUCCACAGCCAAGGUGGAGUUGCUCCAUGCGGCAAUGGAGGAGAAUAUUUAGCAUUCACUAACACCAGACCCAGGAGUGAAGAAGGGGCAAGACAGCAAAUAAAUGAAGGAGUCCCCAAGAAGAGGAAGGCUUGGACUGAACAAGACUGACCUUGUGUUCACUGAUGAACUGAUGGAUGUGGAUCUGAAUGGAUCCCUGUGCAGCUACAGAGAGCUGGACUGUAUUUGUUGCUUCUUUGGCGCAACAUUAUGCAACACUGGUUUGAUGGAUUCAUAUAGUUUGCUAACAGGUGCUCUUCAGGAAACAUUUAAUCUAUGAUGCACGUUCUCCUCCCAUAAUAACAGAUGUUUGUAUCAGAGGUACUGACAUUUAUCAAUUUAUCAAUACUACAAGUCAGGAUAUCUUGGACUAUGCUGCUUUGAUUUUGACCAUCCUGGCCCACAACUUCAAGGAACUGCAACUCUAAAUCACUACCUUUUAACAUAUUGACAAAACUGAUCUUCAUUCGCUACUAAUGAGGUUUUUGUAAAAUCUUCCAAUGAACAACAACCUGGAGGCUUUGAGCAGGAAUAAUAAAAUGUCCAAUUUUGAAUGUGUCACUAACUAUUGCACAGAGAAAAUGAGAUUCUAGCAUACUGCAUACAUAAGACAUUUAUAAUAAAUAAAUCCAUUAAACUAACUUCUCCUUCUGGCCUUAUUUAGAUUAUGAGUUCUGGGACUUUCCUUUGCUACAAACUAAUGAACUCCACAGCGUGCACCUGCACGGUAAAUAAUGGAUGUGCAAUUCAUUGUUCAAACCGCAGUUACUAUUCAAGACUAAAAGCCUGUUGAUCAAACACACGAGGGCAGUUGGGAGUAAACCAGGUUCUUAUUCUGUGAGUGAAUAAGAGAGAAAAGAGGAGGAAGGAUGUAAUAUUUGUACAAAUCAAACAGUUAUAUACUUUUGUAAGAGGAUAUUUCACUCUGCGAAUAAAGACAUCAU